CAACUUUAUCCUCUUUCUCUCUCUUCUUAACCCUUUCUUUCUUUCUUCCCCAACUUUCUUUCUUUCUAUAUUGCUUCCGUGUAUCGCCGGACAAUCUCCGUUAACAAUCAUCCGUUACUCAAGUCUUCCAAUUCAUCGUUUUCCACAACCAUUUCACUGAUCCUUAAGGCUGUAGGAAGAUCGGUUUUGUUAUUCCAAGUAUCAUCACAGGAUAUUUGAACCUGAUAUCCCCUUUUGUGGGAUGCUUUUAUCUAAUAAAAAAGGACUUGUAUACAAAUAAUGGCAUCAAAAUCUUUUGCAAACAUUUUGGAUUUGGCUCCUGAUAAUCUACAGUUGGAUAUCCCUCAUACUCCAAGAACUCUUCCACGGGUCAUGACUCUACCCGGAGUUAUCAACGGUUAUGACGGGGAUUCAGAUAGUAUCUCAUCUGGUUGUCGCGAGAGAAAAAUCAUUGUCACAAAUACGUUACCAUUACAUAUCCAACGGGACCCAGACACCCUAAAGUUGACUUUCAGCUUUGAUGAAGACUCCCUUUAUUGGCAACUGAAAGACGGGUUUUCACCCGAAACUGAGGUUGUGUAUGUCGGUUCACUCAAGGUUGAAGUAGACGCUAGUGAACAGGAAGAAGUUGCUCAGAAGCUUCUGGAAGAAUUCAACUGUGUUCCCACUUUUCUUCCUCACGAUCUUCACAAAAAGUUUUACGCCGGUUUCUGUAAACAACAAUUAUGGCCGCUUUUCCAUUACAUGCUUCCCAUUUGCCCUGACCAUGCUGACCGGUUUGACCGUCUUCUUUGGCAGGCUUAUGUGUCUGCAAAUAAAAUAUUUGCAGAUAAAGUUAUGGAAGUUGCUGACCCAGAUGAUGAUUAUAUCUGGGUUCAUGAUUAUCAUCUGAUGAUCUUACCUACUUUCUUAAGAAAACGUUACAAUCGAGUCAAACUUGGCUUCUUUCUUCAUAGUCCAUUUCCUUCAUCUGAAAUUUACCGAACUCUUCCCGUAAGAGAUGAAAUUCUUAAAGGGCUUCUUAACUGUGACCUAAUUGGUUUCCACACAUUUGACUAUGCACGUCACUUUUUGUCAUGCUGCAGUAGAAUGAUGGGCCUGGAUUAUGAAUCCAAACGAGGACAUAUUGGGCUUGAUUACUUCGGUCGAACAGUGUAUAUCAAAAUUUUACCUGUGGGCAUUCAUAUGGGUCGGCUUGAAUCUGUGUUAAAUCUUCCAAUAACAGCAAGUAAAGUCAAAGAGAUUAGUCAACGCUUCAAGGGGAAAAAGCUGAUAGUUGGGGUUGAUGACAUGGAUAUCUUUAAAGGCAUUAGUCUUAAGUUACUUGCAUUUGAAUAUUUGUUACAGAUGAACCCUGUGGAACAAGGAAACCUGGUUUUGAUCCAAAUUGUGAACCCUGCAAGGAGUACGGGGAAAGAUGUAGAAGAAGCAAAACGAGAGACUUAUUUAAUUGUAAAUAGAAUCAACGAGACAUACGGGUCACCUGAUUAUAAACCUGUGGUUCUGAUUGACCGACCCGUUGCACGUUAUGAAAAGUCAGCUUAUUAUUCUUUGGCUGAUUGUUGCAUAGUCAAUGCUGUUAGGGAUGGAAUGAAUUUGGUACCGUAUAAAUACAUUGUUUGCAGACAACACUCACCCGAUAUUGAUAAAUCGAGCAUGCUGGUUGUGUCCGAAUUUGUUGGGUGUUCACCAUCGUUAAGUGGUGCUAUACGGGUCAACCCAUGGGAUAUCGAAUCUGUAGCUGGAGCUAUAAGUUCAGCUAUAACAAUGAAAGAUUCAGAGAAGAAGUUAAGACACGAAAAACACUAUAAAUACGUAAGCUCUCAUGAUGUUGCUUAUUGGGCGCGUAGCUUUAUGCAAGAUUUAGAAAGAGCAUCGAAAGAUCAUUACAAUAAACGUUGCUGGGGUAUCGGUUUUGGACUUGGAUUUAGAGUCGUUUCUCUUUCUCCAAGUUUCAGAAAACUAUCUCCAAAUUAUAUUGUUUCCGCGUAUAAAAAGUCAAACAGACGGGCUAUAUUUCUCGAUUAUGAUGGUACACUUGUCCCACAAUCGUCCAUUGUAAAGAGUCCGAGUGAAGAACUUGUAAGUAUAUUGAGUACGCUUUGCAGUGAUCCUAAAAACACAGUUUUCAUCGUUAGUGGACGGGGAAGAAGCUCGUUAAGCGAGUGGCUUGCACCAUGUGAGAAGCUCGGUUUAGCCGCUGAACAUGGCUAUUUCACAAGGUGGAGUGGGAGUUCUGAGUGGGAAUCAAGUAUCCCGGCUACUGAUCUUGAGUGGAAGGAGAUUGCUGAACCAGUUAUGAGACUGUAUACAGAAGCAACCGACGGGUCAAGCAUUGAGGUCAAAGAAAGUGGGCUGGUAUGGCACCACCAAGACGCUGAUCCUGACUUCGGUUCGUGUCAAGCUAAGGAGUUGUUGGUGCAUCUAGAAAAUGUGCUUGCUAAUGAACCGGCCGUGGUUAAACGUGGUAAGCACAUAGUUGAAGUCAAACCUCAGGGUGUGACAAAAGGGUUGGUUGCAGAGAAGAUUUUAUCGAGAAUGGUGGAAAAAGGAGAGGGGCCAGAUUUUGUGACAUGUAUAGGAGAUGACAGAUCAGAUGAAGACAUGUUUGAAAGCAUUAGAAAUACGGUUUCAAGUCAAGAGAUAUUUGCGUGUACGGUUGGACGGAAACCUAGUAAAGCUAAAUAUUAUCUGGAUGACACUGCAGAUGUCAUCAAAUUGCUGGGAGGGCUUGCUAAUGCUUCGGAUCCGGUUCCUGGUAAAAGUGCAAGAUUUCAGGUUACUUUUGAUACCAUUUUUUGACAGUGUUCUGUUUGAGCCAAACACAAAUAGACUUUUUAGGAUGGAUAUUUUAACAUGGAAUGGAAUGGAAUGGUGUGCAUACUUGUGUUAGAAUUGGGUUGGGUUUUUUUUUCUUUGGGGUGAAUCUCUAGGGACAAUUGGGCUCCUGUCUAGAGAUGUAUGGGCCUUAUCUUAUUGAAUGUAUAGCUACUCUUGUGGUUUUAUAAAAGCUCUUCCUUUUUUUUAUUUA
This is a messenger RNA of Helianthus annuus (common sunflower), 3031 nucleotides long. RefSeq names its product probable alpha,alpha-trehalose-phosphate synthase [UDP-forming] 10. The record is from RefSeq and is a predicted model, not a curated record. The transcript has 5 exons. Lineage: Eukaryota; Viridiplantae; Streptophyta; Magnoliopsida; Asterales; Asteraceae. Gene Ontology annotation, biological process: trehalose biosynthetic process. The coding region runs from base 280 to 2802 and encodes 840 amino acids. Gene Ontology annotation, cellular component: cytosol. Gene Ontology annotation, molecular function: catalytic activity.